AUGUCAUUAUCUCUCUCUCUCUCUCUCUCUAUCUAUCUAUCUAUGUAUCUAUCAUAUCAUAUCCUAUCCUAUCACAUUCAGUUCAUUAUAUACCUAUCUAUCUUUUUAACUGAACGGAUUGAUUCAACACUUGUCUAUUCUUUUUUUUUUCCCGGAAUCCUCCCCCGACACCUCCCGAUUCAUUCUUUUGCUCUUCGUUCUCCACGGAAAAUAGCAUUUCCGCUCGAUGCCGGCUGCCCAUCGCCCGCCAUUAAAAUCCGCACAAAGCACGAGCUUCAUAUCAUUCUCAAAUCAUUCAUAUCUAUUUUGAUCGACCCUUCAAUCCGCUCCCAUAUCUACCGUAAUGAGACUCUCGUCUUGGAAGACGGAUUGAUUCAACACUUAUCUAUUCUUUUUUUUCCCGGAGAUCCUCGACACCUCCCGAUUCAUUCUUUUGCUCUUCGUUCUCCACGGAAAAUAGCAUUUCCGCUCGAUGCCGGCUGCCCAUCGCCCGCCAUUAAAAUCCGCACAAAGCACGAGCGUACGGUCGCCGAUAAUAGGCAUGGCGAAUCAGUCUUAAACACUUGUCGAUAUCUUUCUUUCUAUCUUUCUUUCGUUCUAUUUCGUUCAUUCUUUCUUUCUUUAUUUAUUUCUAUUUCCAUUUCUUUCCUUCUUUUUUUUUCAUGCCUUCCAAUUCUUUUUUCUUUUUCUUCUUCCUCUCUUUUACUCCAUUUACUUUCCGUCUACGCAUUAUCCCGAUAUUCAUUCCUUUCUUGUUUUUAUUUUUUCUUUCUUUCUUUUUACGUUUUAUCCCUGACUUUAUUGAUUUCUUUCCUUCUUUCUUUCCUUCUCUUCAUUUCUUUCUUUCUUUCUUUCUUUCCUUCUUUCUCUUUCUUUCUUUCUUUCUUUCUUUCUUUCUUUCUUUCCUUCUCUUCAUUUCUUUCUUUCCUUCUUUCUUUCUUUGUAUUAUCCCUGUCUUCAUUUCUUUUUUCUUUUUAUUUUCUUUCUUUCUUUAUUUCUUUUUCUUUCUUUCUUUCUUUUAACGUAUUAGCUCCACCUUCAUUUUUUCAUUAUUUCUUUCAUCUUUCUUUCCUUCUUUCAUAUCUUCAUUUCUUUCUUCAUUUCUUGUUUGUUUUUUUUUUUUUUUUCUUUCUUUCCUUCUUUCUUUCUACUCACCAUCGCAAUUUAAACUUAUUUUCCCUUUCUCUCCAUCUUUCGUUUCUCUUUUUUUCUCUUUCAAAUUCGCUUCUCUCUUACUUUGUCUCUCUUUCCAUUGCUUUCAAUUUUUUUUCAAGAAUUUCCAUUCGUUUCUGUUUUAGUCAUUCUCUUCUCUUCCAUUUCUGUUAUACAUCUCUCUCUCUCUACACUUCACACCCUGAAUAUCUAUCUCAUUUCAAUAUAUUAAUUCUCUCUCACUCUUACUCCAAACUUAUUUUCACCCCCUCUCUAUCUUUUCUUUGUUUUAUUUUUACUCCUUGUUCUCUCAUAUUCCCGGUCAAAACUGCAUAUUACUUAUUUUUCUUUCUCUCAGCAAUUUUUUUUCUUUUCAACCUGUCCCUAUCCUCUAUUUCUCGACUCUCUUUCUGCUCUCUUUUUCACUUCUGUCACUCUCUCUUGUCGUUUGGUCUAAAGCUUUCCUUUUCACCUUUUAUUCUUUCUUUACUAUAUUGUUACGAUCUUUUUCUCUCUCUUUUUUUUUUCCAUCUCCUUCGCUCUUUUUCUCAACUUCCAUACCCAUUAUCUGUACUCCCCUUCCCUCAUUUUGUUUUUCAUGAUACACACAAUGUACGUGCUCUAUUUCUCUCUCUCUUUCUCUCUCUCUCUUUCUCUCUCUCUUUCUCUCUCUCUCUCUCUCUCUCUCUCUCUUUCUCUCUCUCUCUCUUUCUCUCUCUCUCUCUCUCCUCGGAAAUGUUUUUGAUUUCAUCCUCUCUUUUUCCCCUUUUCCUCUUAUUUUGCUUACUGCUCAUCUUUUCUAUCACAACUCCUUUUUCUUUCUAUAUUCACCAUCACUCUCUUCGUUUUCUUUCUCUCUUUCUCUCACCCUAUCAACUGUCAUUAACGCCUAACCAUUCCCUCUUUUUCUAUCCCUUACUAUUUCAUUUCUCUACCUCUGCCUCUAUUAAAAUUUCACCAUUUUUAUAUUCCAUAUCAUUGUUCUUCCUUUCUUUCUUUCUUUCUUUCUUUCUUUCUUUUUUUCUUUCUUUCUUUCGUCAUCUGCCAUUCAUUAUCUCUCUCUCUUUAUUUCCCUAUCUCUCCUCCUAA
Acanthosepion pharaonis is the source of this 2241-nucleotide messenger RNA. Lineage: Eukaryota; Metazoa; Mollusca; Cephalopoda; Sepiida; Sepiidae. The record is from the annotation of a GenBank genome assembly.